CCAUCUAGUGGUUAAGAUGUGAUAUUGCAAGUGUAACUGUAUCUCGCGAGAUCUCAGCCGACAACAGGGACCCAAACAGGAACAUGGCAUCGGUGUACGGUGGAAUAGAAGGUGGAGGGACUCACUCCAGGGCUGUGCUGCUGUCAGGAGAUGGGAAGGUGUUGGGAGAGGCAGUGGGACCCUGCACCAACCACUGGCUGAUCGGGGUGGAUAAAUGUCUUGAAACCAUCAAUGAAAUGGUCCAUAAAGCGAAGAUCAACGCAGGACUGGAUCCAAACACGCCGCUACGCUGUCUGGGUAUGUCUCUGAGUGGGGGUGAGCAGAAAGAUGCUAUCGACAAGCUGAUUGCUGUGAUGAAGGAGCGGUUUCCACAUCUCAGCGAGCAUUACUUCAUCACCACAGACGCCAUUGGUGCCAUGGCAACGGCAAGUGAUCGAGGAGGCGUAGUUCUCAUCUCUGGGACCGGCUCCAACUGCAAGCUGGUCAACCCUGACGGCUCCCAGGUCGGCUGCGGAGGCUGGGGUCACCUGAUGGGGGAUGAAGGAGGAGCGUUCUGGAUCGCUCAUUUGGCUGUGAAGACGGUGUUUGAUGCCAAAGACAACCUGGCGGCGCCGCCGCAUGACGUCGCACAUGUUAGGAAAGCCAUGGAGGAGUACUUCCAGGUGUCAGAUCUGAUGGGCAUGCUGCCACAUCUGUACAGAAACUUCCAGAAAUCAUUCUUUGCUGGCUUCUGCUUGAAGCUGGCUGAAGGUGCAGAAGCUGGAGAUGCCCUGUGUCAACACGUGUUUGCCGAGGCAGGCAGAGUCCUGGCUAAACACGUAGCCGCGGUCCUGCCUGCAGCACAAGAGUCUUUACUGAGCGGCGAACUGGGCCUGCCCAUCCUGUGCGUGGGCUCCGUCUGGAAGAGCUGGUCUCUGCUGAAGCCAGGGUUCACAGAGGUUUUGGAAAAGGCAGCGUCGUCUGAGAAGCUGAAGGGUCGUUUCCGUGGCUACAGCCUCCUGAUUUUGCAGCAGUCGUCGGCCCUCGGAGGGGCCAGUCUCGGCGCUCAGCGUUUCGGCUUCUCCGUCAGCAUGGAUUAUGGCGCCAAUGCUAAAAUCUCCUUUCAAUACUUCUUCGGCGGCGGCGGCCAGUGACAACAAAGGCCACUUUAUGAUUUUUACAGUUCAUUCCUCUUCAUUUUCCAAUCACAAUGACUUUAAAUCAGGUUUGUGUGAGACUGGACUUGCACAUGAUUUCACAAGAUCCAACCCUCAGAUGAAGAGAUUUAAAAAUACAUUAAUCUUUUUACUUGGCAGCUUCUGUAGCAACAGCUGAAAUAUUUUUUUUUUUUAUUGAACUGUCAAACUUUUUUUUCUGACUUUUGAUGAUUCAUUUGCACUAUGGCUUUACAAUAACAGUGUUGGUGAUUUUACAAGACGGUUCGAGUUCAGGUCUGCAGAGAGAGAUUUUGCCCUCUAGGUUCUGCGAUUAAAAACGAUUAGAUUUCACACAAUCAACACAUGAAGUCACCAUGCAAAAACAGGUGCUGUUAACUUUGUAUAAAACUUCACAUUGAUUUAUAAUCUUUAUACAGUUCUUAUGAAAGCAAAUUUGCAAUAAAUAUGAACGGAAUCGAUUGAUUAUACAAGCUGCAAUUUUUUGAUCUUUUUAAAGCGGAUGCUCAAGUUUGACUUUUGUCGAUUUAUCCCACUGUGACCCCGGAGGGAAGAGCAGGUGUAGCCGAUGAACCGAUGGGCUUAUUGAUGAUCCUGAAGACUCGGGGAAAUGUUCUGUGGAUUAAUUAAACAAAAGUUUGUGGAAGAUGUGCUAUAUCUUAGUGUAAAACUAAGAUUUUAUUGCGAGGUUCCUUUGCUGCUUCAGUACUUGCAGUUAUUGACAUUAUUAACUCUUCAAUAGUGGAAAACCUUGAGGGAAAAGCUUUGUUCAUCAGUUUGAGAGCUUAAACUGAAGCAAACGUUGGUUAUGCAGCAAUGAGUCAGCCACUGACUCAUUGCUGUGUCUAAAAUAAAUUAGGUUUCGCAGUGGUCCAUUCAACAGUGGGACUUUAAUCCAAUUGAGUUUCUGUGGCGUGAGCUUAAACAGACACUGGCCAACAAAGUACCUGUAUUAAAAUAGUUCUGCAGCUGAAAAUGGGCCAAAAUUCCUCCACAGAAAUAUGAAAAACACAUUGCCAGUAAAACACUUGAAGGCAUCUGUUGCCACCAAGAGUGGCAGAUUUUAGGAGGCUACUGCUUUUUCACAUUUAUCCAUGUUGGUUUGGGAAUUUUUUUCCCCCAACCAUUAAUAAAUAGAAUCAUCUGGAAA
Molecule: messenger RNA, 2304 nt
Organism: Poecilia reticulata (guppy)
Lineage: Eukaryota; Metazoa; Chordata; Actinopteri; Cyprinodontiformes; Poeciliidae
Gene: nagk
Product: N-acetylglucosamine kinase
Molecular function (GO): N-acetylglucosamine kinase activity
Source: RefSeq, a predicted model, not a curated record